Molecule: messenger RNA, 5910 nt
Organism: Cherax quadricarinatus
Lineage: Eukaryota; Metazoa; Arthropoda; Malacostraca; Decapoda; Parastacidae
Source: RefSeq, a predicted model, not a curated record
ACUAAAAUAUUUGCCUUCCAGGUUUUAAGGCCUUUCAUAUUGAGAAGACUGAAGACUGAAGUGGAACAACAGAUGCCCAAAAAGUUUGAACAUGUGGUAAUGUGUAGGUUAUCAAAGAGGCAGCGUUACCUGUAUGAAGAAUUUAUGUCAAGGACUAAAACAAAGGAGACCUUAGCUACUGGGAACUUCCUAAGUGUGAUCAAUGUGUUGAUGCAACUUCGGAAAGUGUGCAAUCAUCCAAAUUUGUUUGAACCUCGUCCAACUGUGUCUCCUUUCAUGAUGGAAGGCAUCUCAUAUGUGGUUCCAUCUGUUGUUUGGGGCAUCACUGAUUAUGACCCAUUUAAGCACGUUGAUCUCUUCAGCCUAAAUUUUCUAUUGGCCGAUUUGGAAUUGUGCUUAACAGCGUUUGCUGCUCAUCGCAUCCGCAAAUUUCAGGCGCCUCGCCGUCUUAUUGAGGAAAUUGAUUCAGCUCCAGAUCCCCCUCCAAAGUGUCCUGCUGGAAAGAUCAAGCUUCAUGUGCGGCCAUCUAGUCAAAGUGUGCCUAAGACUGGUGUGUUGCCAGCAAGCACUCCAAGAGCAUCAACUCCAGUUGGAGUUCUUCGCGCUCCCUUGCCGCAGACACCAACUUUGGCUUCCGCUCCUACUGCCACCACUAAUUUGCAUGGUGGAGGAAUGAGGAUCCAGCUAGUUCAACAAGGAGGAACAAUUAAAGCCAUCCAAGUACCUGUAAGUGGAGCUAGUGGAGGAAUUGUUGUGCAGCAGACUCCUCAAGGGCCACGUCUGGUGAUGCCACAACGAACCACAUUAGCAACACCUAGUACAGCAGCAGCAGUUGGAGGAGCACCUAGCACAGGAACAUCUGUCUUGGGGGGGCUACAGCUUCUUCAAACAUCUUCAGGCCAGUUGCUGCUCACCACAGCACCUGUCCACAAGCCAGUAAAUCCCACUUUAUCUCAAGGAGUCACUGGCACUGCAGCAGCAGCCCUUCUUCAGCGACUUCAGGGUUUGAAAGGUCUCCAAGGUUCUAUGAUCACAACAGGGGCUGGGGGAAGACCUGUGCUCCGACUUCCCCUCCCAAGCAAUCUCAGACCACAAACACAGGUUCUGUCUACUGCUAACAAUCAAACAGCAGCAGCUACUGCAGCAGUUCGCAUUCCUUCACCUGCUGCCCCUACCCAAACAACUCAUGUGGCUAGUCCAGUGAGAGCAGGACCUUCGUCACCUGCUACACGGGUACCUCUUUCAAACACUACACCCAGCAAGCCUACCACCAGGAUUGAACAACGGCAGAUUGAUCGCCUUGAAGAAAACAAGAAGGAAGAAGAAAGAAAACGAAAUUUGUUCUUUUUGAGCGACCUUGAAGAGAGAAGACGCAAAAGAAGGAAAGACAAACUUGCUCUCAUAGCCCGGUUGAAUACACGUCGUUGUCAGGCAUGUCCCAUAUAUGGUUCAGAUCUGAUGGAGGCUGUUGCUGUAAUUAAUACUUGUCAUGGUACAACCAACAGUCAUGCAGGAUGGAGUGGUCAGGGAAUGAUACACUGUCUUCAAGCAACAGAUCUGAAGUCCCACCUUUAUGAGUCUCAGACAGACACCCUCCACAGAAUAGUUAACACUCCAGAAACCUAUUUAAAACAGUUAAAAGAUACCACUGACAGAUAUGUGUUCUGUAUACCAUCAGUGGUGGCACCACCCAUUUGUUCAAGAAUGAGCCACCCAUCACCAUCUAAACUCUGGGCACAAGAAAGAACAAAAUCCUUAUUAAAAAAACACCUUUCUCCUGGCAUUGCUCCCCUUCAUCACAUAAUGAAUGCAGCAGUCACACAGUUCCCAGACCCCAGGCUUAUUCAGUAUGAUUGUGGCAAGUUGCAAACAUUGGAUCGCCUGUUGCGGCAGUUGAAGACUGGUGGUCACCGAAUCCUCAUCUUCACUCAGAUGACAAAAAUGUUGGAUGUUUUUGAGGCUUUCCUUAAUUAUCAUGGCCAUCUUUAUUUGAGGCUAGAUGGCACUACAAGAGUUGACCAAAGACAGGUAUUGAUGGAGAGAUUUAACCAAGAUAAGAGAAUCUUUGCUUUCAUUUUGUCAACACGGUCAGGAGGCAUUGGAGUGAAUCUCACGGGUGCUGAUACUGUUAUCUUUUACGAUUCAGAUUGGAACCCAACCAUGGAUGCCCAGGCUCAGGAUCGUUGUCACAGGAUUGGACAGACAAGAGAUGUGCAUAUCUAUCGUCUCAUCUCAGAGAAGACCAUCGAAGAGAAUAUCUUGAAGAAAGCAAACCAGAAGCGCCUUUUGGGUGAUCUGGCAAUUGAAGGAGGCAAUUUUACCACCGCACACUUCAAAACGUCAACCAUACAGGAUCUGUUCGAUGUGAAUGUAAAUGAAAAUGAUGCUUCGAAGAGAAUGUCUGAAAUCAUUGAAAAAAAUAAACCAUCAGACGAGGGCAAAGAAGUAUCAGAAGGAGAGAGAGUGAAGAUGGGAGCAUUUGAGAGUGCUUUAGCUGCAGCUGAGGAUGAAACUGACGUUCAAGCAGCUAAGACUGCCAAGGCAGAAAUGGCUGCAGAAUUAGCAGAGUUUGAUGAAAACAUUCCAAUAGAAGAAGGAGAAGGAGGAGAGGAAAUGAGUAAGGCUGAACAAGAAGUUGCUCUUCUCAUGAAACAGCUAUCACCAGUAGAGAAAUAUGCAAUGAAGUUCCUAGAAUCUUCGGACGAUGGCUGGGCAGCAGAAGCAGAGCGAAUGGCUGCAGAGAUAGAACAACAAAAGAAGGAGUGGGAACUGGGACGUCUGCAAGCCCUGAAGGAGGAGGAGGAGCGAUUAGCACAUAAUUCAGAUGAAGAUCUUCUUACCUACUCAUCAGCAGAUGCACACAAUCAGAUGUGGCUGUCAUUGUGCGGAAGAGAAGAAAUGCCGAUAUGGCACCCUCCAACUCCACCACGGGAUGAUAAUGAUGUCUACAUUGACCAUGCCCUCGGAUUUUGGUAUGACUCUAGCAUAAUGCCCGAGUCUGCUCUCCCUCCUGUAUACAUCAAGAAGGAACAUAAAAGACUGAAAUUAGAACCAGGUGCUUCAGGUGAUGGCUCUUGUGGGUUACGUCGACCUCAGAAACUUCGCCGGGAAGAUGCUGUUUGUGCUCCUCGGUCCCUGUUUGAUCGACCAUCUCCAGCUGUCGUGAAAAUACGCCGAGAUCUUAAGCUACAGAAAUAUAGAGGCAUUGUCCGGCCAAGCAUUCCACUGCCAGGUCUAAAGCCUGCAAUGUUAACUAAACCACCUGCAGCAGAACCUGAGAACACUCCAGAGUGGGCAGUACAUGAAGAUUGGGCUGUUGUACAGGCUAUGCAGCAGCACUUGCAGUUAGAACUGCCUGUUAAUCUGCUUGUCUUGUCACCUGGUCACACUCCUAACUGGGAUCUCGUAGCUGAUUUAGUAAAUUCAGUCUCCCGCUGUUACCGUUCUCCCCGUCACUGCAGGACCCGGUAUGAAAAUACCAUUCUUCCUCGUGAAGAAGGGAAGUUACCACCAGACACUCCUCCCAAAAAGAUAUCAAAGAAACAAAAAUCAGGACUUCUUUCAAAACCUAUACAUAAAAGUUCACGUCCACUGAGAACUUCACAGUUAUUUACACAGGAUAACAACAGCAGUUUCUCCUCUCUGUAUUGUACUCGGUUUGAGACAAUUAAAAACAUAGCCGUCAAGCGUUCUCCACCGACCAAACCACCAAUACUAAACACCACUCAUAAAAACCCCAAGCAUGCCCAGGUACUUGCAGAAUCAGGAAUUCAAUAUGAUGGCCCUCUCAAUCCAGGCCAAGUAGCUUUAAAUCUUGCAGAGCGCAUUCAACGUGCAAAACAAAAAUCUCAGUCUGAUCUUGCUCAACAACAGCAGCAGAAACUACUGCAGCAGCAGCAGCUUCAGUUACAACAGCAACAGCAGCAGCAACAAAUACAGCAAGCUCAGCUUACUGCAAACCAGCUACAAGUACAGCUACAACAACAGCAACAACCUCAAACAAAUCAGGUACAACAACAAAGUGUUCAGCAACAAGCCCAGCAGCAACAAGGUCAACAGCAAGUCUCAGUUGUUGGGAACACAGCUACUCAACAAGUAGUCAGUAGUGGCCUUUCUGGCAAGGUUGCCACUUCAGUGGUGUUGAGUCAAGGAACUGCUAUGACUGUUGCUACUGUUACUGCUGCUACAGCCACCACCACUGCUGCCUCCUCAACUACUGCAGCCAUCCUUGGAGGUGUGCGUACUGCAGCCGGAGUUGCUAAUGCCAGCCGCACCACUUUAGCCCUUCAGGAGCUACAGGUGCGCACAUCAGGAAGUAAUCAAAGUACAGUAGUGAGUGUGGCUGGUCUGGCACAGUUACAGACUGCAAAACUUACUGCAUCAUUGUCUUCACAAUCAUCUACACAGAAAGGUGUUACUGGGGUUCAAAGAUCCUUUACUCCAGCACAGUUGCAGUAUUUGAAGACACAAGCCCAAGCAAGACAAGCUCUUGCAUUGCAACAGCAGCAAGGCAAAGUGGUUACCACAGGUGACCAAACCAUCAAGCGUGUUCAGAUAGCUGGGCAAGCAGGAACCACUCAAAAGGUGCAAGUAGCAGUGUCUGGGGGAACUUUAGCAGCUGUUACUGCUAUACAGGUCAGUCAGGCAGGACGUACACAACUAGUGAAGCCUGGAACAGUGGUAGCUGGAACCAGUGGAGUGAUGACUGCUGGAAAAGCUGUGACCCGUACUGUGACAGACAGAGAAGUGGCUGCACUUCUCAAGCAACAGCAUCUCAACAAGUCAGGACAAGUUGCUCAGGUGCAAGUACCCUCUGCACAGCUCUUGGCUGGACUUCAAGUUCAGAGUGGUGUAAGUGGGAGUGGCAUGCCAGUGGCUACAUUAGUCAAGACAGUCAGUGCUCCUAGUACACUGGUACACACACCAACAACCGUAACUCUUCCUGUGUCUGCUAUUAAUGUGACACUCCCUCAAGCUAGAGUUACCACUGCAGCUACCGUCGCCAAAGCUGCCACCACCCAACAAACUGUGCGAAAUAUUCCUUUACCACAACAGCUAUUGGCAAAACAGAGAUCACUGAUGGGAGUUAAAGGUGCUGUUGGGUUACAACUGGGCAGUAAGACUGUAGGCAGCACUGGACUUAACACUGUGCAAAUAGUACAAGGUGGUGGUCAGAAACAGAUGUCACAUGUUACAGUACAGCAAGCAUUUAAACAGGUGCCUCAACAGACCAUCCAACACAUUACACAGGGUGGCACUGUUAGUGGAAGUGUAGUUGGUAAAGCUGUGGGGAAUACAGUAGCAGGCAGCAGUGUGACAGCAUCAAGCACUCAAGGUAUCAGCACUUCUCACACCACCAAGUUGGUACCCAUGACCAUUGCCUCACAUCAGCAACAGCCUAUCAAGCAAACUAUACAGGUUGUGUCAGCUGGGUCUACAGUGGUUGGUGGAGGCUCUGCAAUUCGUGUGAGUGCUGGGGAACGCUCAUCACCAUCAACUUUGGCCUUGUCUGCUGGAACCAUGAAAGUGACCAACCCUGCCAUAUUGUCUCAAGUAUCUGCAGCCCUUCAAGGACAAUUAAUGUCUGUUGCUGUGAGGACUCCCACCCAGAGUCCUGUUAGAAUACAGACAUCAGCCCUUCAGACUCAGCAAGCAGCACAGACACAACAACAACAACAACAGCAGCAGCAGCAACAACAACAACAACAGCAACAACAGCCACAACAGCAGCAGCAGCAACAACAACAACAGCAGCAACAACAGUCACAACAACAGGGGCAGCAAGGUGGUGUUGGGCAGUAAAUGAAAACAAGAAUGCUGUCAUCAACAUCUUUCACACUGUUUUGAAAUAAUAGGGUUUCAUAUGUUGCUCAUCUGGAGUUCUGAAGAUAAUUGUAAGAAAGUUCUUUA